Ziziphus jujuba (common jujube) is the source of this 5729-nucleotide messenger RNA. Its product is annotated as formin-like protein 18. Bases 550 to 5232 code for a protein of 1560 amino acids. The transcript is spliced from 18 exons. The record is from RefSeq and is a predicted model, not a curated record. NCBI's taxonomy places the organism in Eukaryota, Viridiplantae, Streptophyta, Magnoliopsida, Rosales, Rhamnaceae.
UCAUCCAUCAUCUAUCAAGCUCAUAAGCCAAAGACAGAGACAGAGAGAGACAGAGACACACGGACACAAACAUGGAUAGACAGGGACAAACCUGAGAUCCUUAUCACGAUCCCUUAUUCUUUAUCAUCUGUAAUAACAAACCCACGACGUUGGAAAAUAAUGGAAUAUUCCUCCACCCAAAUUUUCUCUCUCUAAAUCCAAACACAGACCACAUAAACACAGUCUUUCUCUCUCUAGAGCACAGCGUCCUCUUGAUUGAAAGCUAAGUUUCCCUUCCUAUACACACCUAGUGUGAAUGUCAAGAAAGCAUUAAAACGUUUACCCCAGAAAGUAUUUUUCAAGACCCAGCAAAACCUAUACCUCUGGUUCCUGAAUAUACACUCCCCUGUGUAUCAUCAUGACCGUUGCUGUUGUUGUUGUUUAUCUUGUCUGGGAAUUUUUGUGAUCUGGGUAUUUGGGUAUUGAUGGGCUUCGGCUAUUCUGCAAUGUGGGUUGUGUUAGAGCAUUUAUAGGCUCUCUGUGGAUGGUAUUUUUGGAUCUUGAAAGGCAAUGGCGUUGUUCAGGAAGUUCUUUUAUAAGAAGCCGCCAGAUGGACUUCUGGAGAUCUCUGAAAGGGUUUACGUGUUUGAUUGCUGCUUUACUACGGAUGUUUGGGAAGAAGAUGAAUAUAAAAUCUAUAUAGGAGGCAUAGUUGGUCAACUUCGUGAACACUUCCCAGAUGCUUCAUUCAUGGUAUUCAACUUCCGAGAGGGAGAAAGCCAAAGCCAGAUUUCUAAUAUACUGUCUGAGUAUGAUAUGACAGUAAUGGAUUAUCCUCGACAUUAUGAAGGUUGUCCGUUGCUUACAAUGGAGAUGAUCCACCACUUCCUAAGAUCAAGUGAAAGCUGGCUUUCACUUGGGCAGCAAAACGUGCUCUUGAUGCAUUGUGAACGAGGAGGGUGGCCAGUUUUGGCCUUCAUGUUGGCUGCACUCUUGAUUUAUAGGAAGCAGUAUACAGGGGAGCAGAAGACAUUGGACAUGAUUUACAAGCAAGCACCUCGGGAACUUUUGCAGUUGAUGUCACCGCUGAAUCCUCUUCCUUCACAGCUGAGGUAUCUCCAGUAUGUAUCAAGAAGAAAUGUGCGCUCAGAAUGGCCUCCACUGGAUAGGGCACUUACAUUGGACUGUAUCAUUCUGAGAUUCAUUCCUAAUUUGGAUGGAGAGGGAGGCUGUCGUCCAAUAUUUAGGAUAUAUGGCCAGGACCCUUUUAUGGCUGCUGAUCGCACUCCUAAAGUUUUGUUCUCCACUCCAAAGAGGAGUAAACUUGUUCGGCAUUACAACCAGGCAGAUUGUGAACUAGUGAAAAUUGAUAUCCACUGCCAUACACAAGGUGAUGUUGUUCUUGAGUGUAUAACUUUGGAUAGUGAUUUGGAACGUGAACAGAUGAUGUUCCGGGUCAUGUUCAAUACGGCAUUUAUAAGAUCAAACAUUUUGAUGCUCAACCGUGAUGAAAUUGACAUCUUAUGGAAUGCUAAGGAUCAAUUUCCCAGGGAUUUUAGAAUAGAGGUUCUUUUCUCGGAGAUGGAUGCUGGUACUUCUCUAAUUUCAAUUGAUUUGCCUGGCUUAGAGGAGAAAGAAGGCCUUCCUGUGGAAGCAUUUGCUAAAGUUCAGGAGAUUUUUAGCAAUGUGGAUUGGCUAGAUCCAAAGACAGAUGUAGCACUAAAUGUACUCCAGCAAAUCACUGGUUCAAAUGUCUUACAAGGAAAGUUGGACACUCUAUCUGCCCAAACUGCAGAAUCUGGUAGCUUGUUUCUGGAAUCAACUCCUGAAAAUAAAACAGAUUUUGAGUCAUCAGGAAAUAAUAUCAUGGGUCCUAAAUCUAUGAUUUCUAUGUCCUCUUUUGAACCAUCUAUAGAUUUAAAUUUAAUUAAAAAGAAGAUUGAACCCCGAGAACUGCAGGAUGAAAGCUCAAUUAGAAUGAAAAUAGAACCCCAAGGAAGGCAGGAUACAUAUUCAAUUGGAAAGACGGUCGAACCCCAAGGAAGGCAUGACAGAAAUUCAACUGGAGAGAAGAUUAAUCCGCAAGGGCUGCAAAAUGAAAGCUCAAACAGAAUGAAAGUUGAACCCCAAGGGAGGCAGGUUACAUAUUCAAUUGGAAAGACUGGAAGGAAGAUUGAACCCCAAGGAAGGCAUGAUACAUUUCCGAUUGGAAAGAUCAUUAAACCCCAGGAACUGCAGGAUGCAAGCUCAAUUGGAGUGAAGGUUGAACCCCAACAAACGCAGGACACAAAACCAAUUGGAAAGGAGAUUGAAUCCCAGGGACUGCAUGAUGCAAGCUCAAUUAAAAUGAAGACUGAACCCCAAGUAAGGCAGGAUACAAAUUCAAUAUGGAAGAAGAUUGGACCCCAGGAAGCUGAGAAGAAAACUGAAUCUCAAGUAAAGCAGGAUACAGAGGCAAUUAGAAAGAUUGUUGAACCCCAAGACUGGCAAAUUGCUUUCCAGCGGCCUACCCAAUCUAAGAUCAUUACUCCAAGAGUGCCUAAAACUUCUUUAUCUGCUCCAGUUUCAUAUAGUAAUUCCUUGCAGGGGUCACCUGUGCCCAUAUCAAGAUACCAUAGUGCACCAUCAGCCCUUGGCAUUACUGCUUUACUGCAUGAUCAUGCUGCAUCUAAUAGGGAAGAAGAAUCCUUGCAUCCUCUGAUUGUAUCACCACCUUCUCAUACUACUUCAGCUCCUAAUUUAACUCGACCUAGAUCCAUGCAGCCUGGAAAUAUGGGUGUACCAGUCCCACGACCACCACCAUUGCCUUUCUCAAUAGAUGCUCCUACAACGAGAAAGACAUUUGCAAUUCCUCUGCCUUGUCCUCCUCUGCCACCAUCACCAUCACCAACACAACCAACUGCAAAAGCUAUUCAUCAUCCUCAAACCUCAUUGCAGGGGAGAUGUCAGUCAGCACCAAUUCCUCCUCCCCCACCGCCACCUCCUUUGUCAGGGGCAUCAGUGUCUGUUCCUAUCAAGGGCUCAUCUCUAAUUCCCUCUCCCCCAAUUUUACCCCCUUCAUACACAGAAGCAUCUUCAUCUUCCUCUGUCACAAACAUAAUUUCAACUCCCUCGCCCCCUCCCCCUUCUUUCCCUCAAAAAUCUUCAUCAUCAGCUUUUAAAAACUCACUUUCAGCUCCGCCUCCGCCUCCUCCUCCCCCUCCCCCUCCCCCUUCUAGUUCAGUUGCAUCUCCCGAUCCUGUUUUGCUGCCUAAGAGCUCAAAUGUAAAAUCUGGUCCACCACCUCCUCCUCCCAUGCAUCCAGGUUCUGUCUCAAGUUCUAUGGUAACAUCUUCAGCACCACCACCACCUCCACCUCCACCUCCACCUCCCAUACAUCCUAUGGCUGGCACAAGUACCAAGGUAACAUCUUCAGCACCACCGCCACCUCCACCUCCAAUGCAUUCUAGUACCAUAGUAACAUCUGCAUCAUCUCUGCCACCUCCACCUCCUAUGCGUCCUACAUCUGGUCCAAGUUCCACUGUUACGUCUUCAGCACCACCACCACCUCCACCUCCUAUGCGUCCCACAUCGGGUCCAAGUUCCAUGGUAACGUCUUCAGCACCACCACCACCUCCACCUCCACCUCCUGUGCGUCCCACAUCUGGUCCAGGUUCCAUUGUAACAUCUUCAGCACCACCACCACCUCCACCCCCUAUGCGUCCUACAUCUGGUCCAAGUUCCAUGGUAACAUUUUCAGCACCUCCACCACCGCCUCUUCUUUUUGCAUCAAAGAAUUCUAUGUCUCAGAAUUCUGCAAAUGGUCCACCAGCACCACCUCCUGCCCCUCUUAUCAAUGGAGUGUUGAAAGCUGGUAGUGCCUCUGCAAAUCAGUCUGGAAUUGGCAAUUGCAAUGUUCCUUCAGUUCCUGGACCACCUUCUAGCGCUCUCCUUGGUUCAAAGGGACGGGGCCUAUCACGUGCAGGUCCUAGAAACCUGGCUCAAUCUAAAAAAUCUAAUUUGAAACCAUAUCAUUGGUUGAAAUUAACAAGGGCCAUGCAAGGAAGCUUAUGGGCUGAGACACAAAAAAGUGAUGAAGCUUCCAAGGCUCCAGAGUUUGACAUGUCAGAACUUGAGAGUCUUUUCUCUGCCGCUGCACCAAAUUCUGAGCAUGGAAGCACAGGUGGAAAAUCAAAUCGCCGGUCCUCAGGACCUAAAACUGAAAAAGUUCAGCUGAUUGAGCUAAGGCGGGCAUAUAAUUGUGAGAUCAUGCUUUCUAAAGUGAAAAUCCCUCUGCCGGAUUUAAUGAGUGCAGCUCUUGCCUUGGAUGAUUCAACUUUAGAUGCUGAUCAAAUUGAGAACCUCAUAAAAUUCUGUCCUACAAAAGAAGAGAUGGAAUUACUUAAGAAUUAUAGUGGAGACAAGGAAAACUUGGGAAAAUGUGAACAGUUCUUCUUAGAAUUGAUGAAAGUACCACGGGUGGAAUCCAAACUAAGAGUAUUCUCGUUCAAAAUACAAUUUUAUACCCAGGUUUCUGAUCUUAGAAAUAAUUUGAAUAUUGUCAAUUCUGUAGCGGAUGAGAUCAGAAAUUCGGUUAAGUUGAAGAGAAUAAUGCAAACGAUUCUUUCUCUGGGUAAUGCUUUGAACCAUGGAACUGCUAGAGGUUCUGCAAUUGGUUUUCGAUUAGACAGUCUCCUUAAACUGACAGAUACACGAGCCCGAAACAACAAGAUGACUCUCAUGCAUUAUCUUUGUAAGGUGCUUGCUGAAAAGCUUCCAGACCUUCUUGAUUUUCCAAAGGACCUUGUGAGUUUGGAGGCUUCAACAAAGAUCCAAUUGAAAUAUUUGGCAGAGGAAAUGCAAGCCAUUAGUAAAGGAUUAGAGAAGGUUGUCCAGGAAUUGUCUGCUUCAGAAAACGAUGGUGUUGUUUCUGAAAAUUUUUGCAAGAUAUUGAAGGAGUUCCUUAGUCAUGCUGAAGCUGAAGUCAGAUCUUUGGCUUCACUUUAUUCUAAUGUGGGUAGAAAUGCAGACGCAUUGGCUCUAUAUUUUGGUGAAGAUCCAGCUCGUUGUCCAUUUGAGCAAGUUGUAUCCACUUUGCUCAACUUUGUGAGGAUGUUUGUUCGGGCACAUGACGAAAACUGCAAGCACAUGGAAUUUGAAAGGAAGAAGGCCCAGAAGAAAGCUGCUGAACAAGAGAAGAUGAAGCUGUCUACUCCCCAGAAAGAUUCUCAACUCUUGGUACAAACUCCUGUCAAGAGUGGGAACAUCAAAUGAUACUUUCAUCGUUUCACCAUUUUCGAUUUGAUGGUUCAUUAAUUUAUUCGCUCAUGGAUGAGGCAUCUUAGAAGGAAGGAUAACUCUUACAAGUGGCACCACUGAUGCUGAUGACAUGAGAUUUUUUUUUUUUUUUUUUUUUUUUUUUACUUUUUUCUUUUUUCCGAUUACAGUAUUAAAUAGCAGUUAAUUCAAUGCUGGUCACGUACAGAUGAAUAGAAGAUCCACUUAAAGCAGGAUGCAAGAUUUUUGGUGCCUUGUUGGAUAAUGAGAAGCCUCUUGUAUGAUACCUUUUGUUGCAUAAAUAUCGGUCAUAGUUAGUUUUGGUUUUUCUUUCCUAUAUUUUUCUUCUUCUUUUUUUUUUUUUGUUUAGUUAAAUAGUUAUAUUAUUUCUUCUGUAAUCUGUAUAUCUUUUGAGAUUUAGGAAUGUAAAUGAUUAUAUAUAUAUAUAUAUAUAUAUCUUAAUCUUAUGAAGUUAGUGAGGAGCAAUUAAAAUA